AUGAAGUCUUCAUAACAAUUAAUAUUUGGCUAAGUAAAAUAAUAGAGCCGAAUUUCAUCCUAUUUGAAUUUGUAUGAAUAUAAUGAAUCGAGUGUAAUUGGUAUUUAAUCGCUUCAGGAAACUGAUGUUACAAUCUAAUAUUCCUACUAAACCACCGAGGAAUGCUUCUAUGAUUGUAAGAAUGACUCUGAGUGUCGAAACUCAUUCUGCAUUUGUAGAGAGUAACAAAUUGGAAAUGACUGUCAUUUAGUUUUGGAUAACAUCCAAACCUAAUAUAUGUUUUAGGGAUUUAAAAUGUAUUAUUUAGACAUAAAGUAAUAUUAUAACCUGGAUUAUGUAUUAAAAUUCUAAAGCAACUCAAAAUAUAUAACUUAUUGUAUCAUUGAUAGCAUGAAUCCAAAUUUAAUUUAAUUAAAUGUUAAUAGCAUUUUGAAUAUCACAAAAAGUGAUAUUGCAUCAUGCUAAAAAAAAAUAGAAUCCUUCCAAAAAUAAUUUAAUUAAACUGUUAAUUUCUAUUAUUUAGUUUAUUUUGACAAUUUAGAAAUCACGUAUUUAAACUAAAGCAACGAUGCUGCAGAUGCUUAUUAGUUAAUCAUUAUCUUGACCACCAUAAUUGGUACAUUACUAUUUUUAAUAAUUGUUUGUACUAUGAGAUCAAAAUUUCAAAAAAAAUCAAGAGUUCCAAAAAGGAUAAAUUUAGAACCCAAAAACUUGGAUGAAAAUGCUAUAAUCACCUUAAUGAAUAGAUUCUGUCCAUCAUAAGAAUAUGGUGCCUUGAUUACAAGAUAAAAUAAGUAUUUAGUAUAUGAAAAAUGCUCCAUCUGUUAAGAUACAUAUAAUCAUGGAACUCAAAUUAGAUUAACAUUUUGUGAGCAUUUAUUCCACACACCAUGCAUUGAUAAAUGGCUGGACAACCAUAAAGUAAUAUUUCAAGUUAUUUAACAGUAUUGUCCUGAAUGCCAAAGUCCAUUCGAUUUAAUUAAUAUAAGGAUGCAAUGUAAAAGUCAAAAAUAAUUGGAAAUGCUCUAGUGGAGUUAUAGAAUGGAUGAAGUCAUUAUGAAGAACGAUCCUUUGGUUAAUUAAAGUAAUCAACAUUAAUCCUUCUCUUAAGUUGAAUCAAUCAGAAAUUCUUUGGCUUUCGAAUACCAUAAUUGA
Messenger RNA from Paramecium tetraurelia, 1155 nucleotides. RefSeq lists its product as uncharacterized. The record is from RefSeq and is a predicted model, not a curated record. The transcript is spliced from 2 exons. Lineage: Eukaryota; Ciliophora; Oligohymenophorea; Peniculida; Parameciidae.